Fusarium tjaetaba is the source of this 2061-nucleotide messenger RNA. Its product is annotated as glu asp-tRNA amidotransferase subunit A. The record is from RefSeq and is a predicted model, not a curated record. The transcript has a single exon. Bases 1 to 2061 code for a protein of 686 amino acids. Lineage: Eukaryota; Fungi; Ascomycota; Sordariomycetes; Hypocreales; Nectriaceae.
AUGGCCAGCAAAACCACUCUCAAUUUAAUUGAGGCUUCUAUCAGCGACCUCAAACAGUUGCUUGACAACCGUGUCAUCACAAGUAUUGAGCUUGUUGCUCUUUAUCUACAUCGCAUCGGCAAAUAUGACUGUCGAGGUCCUUGUCUCAACUCAAUUACUCUCAUCAACCCAGAUGUCUUCACUGAAGCUCAAGCAUCGGAUGAUUACCGUGCAUCCGGAAAGCCGCCACGACCUCUAGAGGGUAUCCCAUUAACUGUCAAGGACAGCUACAAGGUCAAAGGCAUGACUGUCGCAGCUGCAUCGCCUGCCUUUGCAAAGCUUGAAGCUACCUCUGACGCUGCCAUCGUUGAACUGCUUCGCAAAGCAGGCGCUGUCGUGCUUGGAAAGACUAAUAUGCCACCUAUGGCUGACGGUGGCUGUCAGCGUGGAUUGUACGGACGGUCAGAGAGCCCGUAUAACCAGAAGUAUAUGCCCACUGCUUAUGCAUCCGGUUCCUCCUAUGGUUGUGGUGUAUCUACUGCCGCGAGCUUGGCUACCUUUGGCUUCGCCGGAGAAGCUGUCACUUCGGGUCGCUCGCCAGCAUCCAAUAACGCACUGGUUGGAUAUGCACCGUCCCGUAGUGUUAUUCCUCCCCGAGGAUUAUGGCCUUUGUACCCAACUUGCGACCAGGUCGUUCCUCACACAAGGACUAUGGAAGACCUGUUUCACGUUCUCAAUGUUGUUGUUGCGGAUGAUGGCGCUUCCGGCGACGCUGACUUUUGGCGCUCACAGCCAUAUAUACCACUCCCAAAGGUUAGCGAGAUACGACCGGUAGACUAUCUCGCUUUAGCCAACCCAGACGCCCUUCGUGACAAGCGACUGGCUGUCCCGCGCUGUUUCAUUGGCGUUGAAGGUGCUAAGCCUGAGAACGCAUGCUCGGUGGGCGUUAGGGCACUUUGGGAGAGAGCACGCGCAGAUCUCGAGAAGUUAGGUGCCACCGUCAUUGAGACAGAUUUUCCCCUCUUCGAGAACUACACGAGACAGGACUUUCCAGGCCAGAGCAUGAAUGUUCCCAAUCUCCCAGAGCAAUGGCCAGGCCUCGAGCGGUGUGAGAUGAUCGCAUUGAGUUGGAACAGCUUCCUUCGCAACAACGGCGAUAAGGAUAUAUCAAGCUUUACUACUGGCGUCGAGCUUGACAAGAUUCACCCCCACAUUGCCCCUAUGGAUGAUCCCUCUCAGCACACAGAGUCGCAGAAUCAGGUCCGCUACGAGGACAUGGUCGCUGCAGUCAAGAGCUGGGGAGACAAGAGCCUCGCCGACCUGCCUGGGUGUUGGGAGGCGCUUCAGGCCUUGGAGGCUAUGCGGAAGAAGGACUUGGAGGACUGGAUGGCCGAGAACAACUACGAUGCUGUGGUGUUUCCGACGAAUGGAGAUGUUGCACUGGCUGAUUCGGAUGAAAACUACGAGUCGAUGAUGUCUGCGCUACGUGAUGGAGUUAAGUAUGCAAAUGGUGGCCGGUCGCUGAAGCAUCUUGGGGUACCAUGCAUAACUGCGCCUAUGGGGACUCUUGCCGAGGAGAAGAUGCCGGUUGGACUCUCGUUCUGCGGCAGAGCGUAUGAUGACUCUAACCUACUGAGCUAUGCCUAUGCCUAUGAGAACGCCACCAAACGUCGAGAGAUUCCCCCGUUGGCUCCGUCACUGCCUUCAGAUGUAAUUCCCAUUACUAUCUCCGGUCCUGCAUCUCCUACAGCUUCAGCACCAACUCUCAACAUCGCAUCAAUUACAUCUGUCAACGAGGACUCGCAUGACUCAGAUGUUCGGGUAGUCAAGGUUACGGGAACUUGCCACAUGAAAAACUCAACUGAGUCCUUGAUUGGCUUGGAGGUCUUUGCCAAUGGUGAGCCAACAUCUCCUGUAAGUUGGACCGGAAACAAAUGGGUAUGGACAGGUCGCCUCACACGACCCAAGCGCGACGACAAGUACCCGCCUCUGGCGAAGGUCCCGAGAGAUCAGUUCCUCCUUGUGUUUGUUGCAAAGGCAGAUAAUGGACGCUCUGCUGGUUCGUUUACCUUGCUUGACUAA